This is a messenger RNA of Drosophila navojoa, 1580 nucleotides long. RefSeq names its product Branched chain keto acid dehydrogenase E1 subunit alpha (gene BckdhA). Gene Ontology annotation, cellular component: oxoglutarate dehydrogenase complex. The record is from RefSeq and is a predicted model, not a curated record. Gene Ontology annotation, biological process: branched-chain amino acid catabolic process. Gene Ontology annotation, molecular function: oxidoreductase activity, acting on the aldehyde or oxo group of donors, disulfide as acceptor. Lineage: Eukaryota; Metazoa; Arthropoda; Insecta; Diptera; Drosophilidae.
UUUUAUCGAUCAAGGGUUAUGCGCUGCGUACAUGGCUCAGCUACAUACCUGUUGCGUAACGCAGCUGAUUUGGAGCACAAGUUAUCCUUUCCGCUGUGCAUUUGUAAAUAUGUCACUCCUCCGCAAAUCCGUUCAACUUUUCAAUGUUGCAAAGCUAAAUACUAGAAUGCUUUCGGGCGUACAACGCAGCUACAGUGCUGGUGUUAAAAGAGUGGACGAUCGUUAUGCCUUUCCAGGUGCACGCGAUGCAUCAUUUGUAAACAGUUUGAAACUGACAAUGCCCGAAGAUUAUGCACCCAUACCAAUCUAUCGAGUCAUGGAUCGCGAUGGCUACGUACUCAACGAACAGGAGGAUCCUCAACUGAGCCAGGAGGUAGUUGAAAAAAUGUUCCGUGAUAUGCUGCUGCUAUCCACCAUGGACAAAAUAUUAUAUGAAUCACAGCGACAAGGGCGCAUUUCGUUCUAUAUGACCAAUUUUGGCGAGGAGGCCUCACACAUCGGAAGCGCUGCCGCCCUAGAAAUGCGUGACGUGAUAUAUGGCCAGUACCGAGAGGCGGGUGUCCUGGUCUGGCGCGGCUUUCGCAUUGAUCAGUUCGUCGAUCAGUGCUAUGGCAACGAUGAUGAUCUGGGUCGCGGCAAGCAGAUGCCCGUUCAUUAUGGCUCCAAAGAGCUUAAUUUUGUGACCAUCUCCAGUCCAUUGUCCACACAAAUACCGCAAGCUGUAGGCGCUGCCUAUGCUCUAAAACGUAAGCCGAACAACGACGCCUGCGUCGUUUGCUACUUUGGCGAAGGAGCUGCAUCCGAGGGUGAUGCCCAUGCAGCAUUUAAUUUCGCUGCAACCCUAGAGUGUCCAGUGAUAUUCUUUUGUCGCAACAAUGGCUUCGCCAUCUCCACUCCGUCGAAUGAACAAUACCGAGGCGAUGGUAUUGCUGGACGUGGUCCCAUGGGCUAUGGAAUAGCUACAGUUCGUGUGGAUGGUACCGAUGUGUUUGCCGUCUACAAUGCGAUGAAGCGAGCUCGGGAAUAUGUUCUACGAGAAAAUAAACCAGUUGUGCUCGAGGCCCUGGCCUACCGCGUUAGUCAUCAUUCGACGUCGGAUGACAGCACGGCGUAUCGCUCGGCGGAAGAGAUUGAAAUGUGGAACACUCUAGAGCAUCCCAUCUCCAAGCUGAAAAGCUAUAUGGUGCACAAGGGCUGGUUCAAUGAGAAAGAAGAAACGGAAUUUGUAAGCGGAGUACGCAAGCAGGUGCUCAAGCAGAUCGCCAUUUCCGAAAAGAAACUAAAGCCCAAUUGGCGUGAGAUGUUCGAGGGCGUAUAUGCCGACAUGCCCAAGCAUCUGCUGGAGCAACAGCGCGAGCUGGAGCAGCAUGUGGAGGCCCAUAAGCAACACUAUCCCUUGAAAAGCUUCAAGCAAUAGAGGGCUAAUCAACAGAAAAAAAGAAACUGAAAUCCUACAAAUCUUAAACGGAGAGACUAAUCGAAAAGUGCAUUUAUUAAGUUUAAGCAAUAUUGUGUUUUGUUUUGAAUGGUUCCAAACCAUCUGAAAUUUGUUGCUAAAUACGUAGACGAAACUUAAAUAA